Messenger RNA from Suillus subalutaceus, 2408 nucleotides. RefSeq lists its product as uncharacterized. Bases 175 to 2097 code for a protein of 640 amino acids. The transcript has 4 exons. Lineage: Eukaryota; Fungi; Basidiomycota; Agaricomycetes; Boletales; Suillaceae. The record is from RefSeq and is a predicted model, not a curated record.
GCUCGCUGUCAUGAAUAUUAAUUCUGGUAUCAGUUAUUGGCCACUUAUUUAUCCCAAUUGCUUCUGGGCGUCUUUAAAUUCUUCCUCCAUCACUCUCUUUUCUUUCACUCUUUAAAUUGCUCAUCGUCCUAGUCAACCUCAACGCCAUCCUAAACGCCGUCCUAAUUGCCCUUCAUGGUGAAGCUUACACUUCUCUCUCCCAAAGGCAACAAUGGCGUCCGCUUCUUUCCCUGCAUUGGCUACCUCGGCUUGACGCCCCUCAAGUUCGAAGGAGUCGUCCGAACUGAAAUCGAGCAGGAUGGGAAAAAUCUCCCUGCCAAAGAUAUAACAGUCUCUGUUCGCUGUUAUGAGUUUCGGUACGGCCGCUUGGGGACAGCACAAUCCAAUAUUUUGGUAGAGCACUCCAUCACGUUAUGGAGAAAACCAGACAGCCAAGAUUGGGCAGAUAUAGGAAAUGCGGAAUACCCAUUCCGACUUUCCAUGCCACUUCAAACUACUGGUCCCAGCACAGCUCUUUACUUUCAAGAGUAUCGAAUAUGUUGGCGAAUCGAGGCCGUCGUCAAUCACGCUCCCAUUCCGGGCAUCGGUUCUCGCUUGCUUAAACAUUAUGAUCUCUAUUUGAUCCGCCAUGACUUACCAGGAAAUGUGUCUCCUCACUCUCCAGUAACCCCGCCCCCAACAUCUUAUCUAUCCACCAAGUCUAGAGGUCCUUCACUCCGUUAUCGUAUCAUACUGCCCACUAAACCCGUCGGCCCCCUCGACAUCGUUUCUUUACAAGUCACCGUCCAACCACUCGAUCCAGCAGUAUCCAUUCGCAGUGCGACCGCCGUCGUUGAAAGAAGAAUACAAUUCUCAGACUUCCCAACAUCGCCUUCUGGUACUUCGACACCAUCGGGCCCCACAUUAUUGUCACACUCAUACCUCGCAUCAAAUCAAGAACCAAACUCGCAUGAUCAUCACUCUACUGCAGCAAACUCCUACGACAUCACAUCCGCAGCGUCAUCUUCCAAUGAUCUCCACUACCUUUCCUCAACCUCUUCCUUGAUAUCUGACACACGACCUCUUCUGCCACAACAACAAUCAUCAGUGCCUAGUACAUCAUCAGCGACUCACACAAGCGAACGAACAACGGCACAUAUUUUUGCUCAUCUUGAAUCUUCCCAUCGCUUCACUCGGGAUUCUACUGGAACCUGGCGUCAGACUCUCACAUUUUCUUGGCCCGAUGCCAGUCCCAGUAGCCGAUGGACGGUUGGAGAAACACUUCAGACCGGCAUGGCUUCUAUCAGGUUUUUUAUUCGCGUAAAGUUGAUCGUCUCCUCCCCUAACUCGAGCGCUGAAACGGUCGAGCUUGAUGACCAAGAAAUUAUUGUCGUCUCGACCAACGAGGCAAAGCGUCAAUUGGCUCUUUCACGCUAUUCCGCCGCAGGGCAGCACAAGUCUAGGUCUCCCAAACGAUCAAAGCGAGAACGUCCAAAUACAAACACUCAACUACCCUCACCACCUCGUAGCCCUCCUGCAGUCGCCCAAGUACCAAAAAAGGCGCCCAUUACACCUAAAGGCGGCCAUGAACAUGAAAUAUCACAUGGGCAUACUCACAAGAUUUCUUCUGCAUCAUCCCCACAAUCCGGAAGCAAGAGCAAGCUGAAUUCUAUACGCAGACCCCACACUUCUGCCGGGCCCCGGGACACGCCACAUGGGUACGAUUCACGGGGAUAUAACCCUCUUCACAAUCAUAGUAAUCGACACCCUGUCCCUCUGCGCCCCGAAACUGCAUACAGUGGACCCGCCACCAAUGGACGCAGUACUCAUGGUGCUUUCUUCCAAAAGUGGGUGGAAGCUCCACGGCUUGGCCACUCUAGUUCAAGCGCAAGCUCGGAGGGAGCCCACUCGCUAACACCUGAAAGUGCUGCUCGCGCAGACGGUAACUUGUUGUUCGACAAAGUCGGACAAGUGGAGAUGCGUGCGUGGGAGGAGGAACUAGCAAGAAUAGAAUUGGUGAGCCGCAGAAGCACUGCAGAUAUGAUGGAUUUUGUAUCCCAGCGGAGGAAGUUGAACAGCCAACAAGUCGUACGGACAUUUCUGCAAGCGGAAAGCUAGUACACGGAUUCUCUGCAUUCUACAUUAUUUAUCGCCACUACUUUCCGUUGUCAUGCUUUCCUUCUCUAGCAUAGGUUCUCUGCAUAGUCCAUUUUCCAAUCAUCAAUACUAUCAUCAACUUCAUACUAGCACGAUUCACCGUAGAACGUCCAACUCUACUAUCAUAUUGCAUAUUUAUCAAUUUCGUUGGCGCAUGCUCUCGGGCACUGUUUUAAUGAGAUAUCGCAACCUCGGUUUUACCGACGCAGUUGAUGUGUAUACUUGUGGGAGUGCGGUGGUCCAGGUUCCAGGUAUGAUGCGCCAAUGAUGCC